Phlebotomus argentipes is the source of this 4231-nucleotide messenger RNA. RefSeq lists its product as uncharacterized. The annotation marks the transcript as partial. The transcript has a single exon. Lineage: Eukaryota; Metazoa; Arthropoda; Insecta; Diptera; Psychodidae. The record is from RefSeq and is a predicted model, not a curated record.
UUAAAUGCAGGCAGUGACACUCUAAGCAAAUCAUCAUCAAUCGAACAGAAGACGGUAGUACAGCAGACAGACAAGGAUCCAAGGGACGUAUCCAGCAAUGGGUUCAAUCGCUUCGAUCCCAAGUAUAUCAGCAUUGGACCGAAGGCCAUCCGGGGAUCAACUGGGAUGAGCGCUGCCGCGGCUGCAGCCAGCAAGUGUGCUACUCUUCGGCAGGGUGGCCGCUAUGGCGGGAGUCUGGGUGGGGUGUCAAAGGUUUCAGUUAGUCCCUGUCCCAAUUUAAAGACAGCACAACCACCCACCGUGGCAACUGUGUCAAAGGACUACACCAGCUCGUACUCAACCUCCACCAUGCCGUUCAACACUGCCACAUCGGGUCAGCAGAAGAAGAGCAAUGUGCCCAAUGGCGCAUCUGCGGCGGCUGAGCGAAGAGAGGAGGUGAAGCAGCAACUGUCCGUGUACAGCAUUGAUGCGUCGUAUCAUCGGCAGCCGAGGUCCCAGGAGAGCUCCAACACCAAGGGUAUAUCAAUUCUCAAUCAGCCUCUGCCGGAGAUUCCGCAAUCAGCGAUGAAGAUGACUGAAUCGGCGCCUAAAAACAUCCAACAACCACUGUGUGCGACAAAUUUGAAUCAGUAUCGUUCGCUGCAGCGUCCGGGAAUGCAUCAAAAGUCAUCAUUUGCGCAACCACCGCAACAACAUCAGCAAACAGUGCCGCUGAAGAGCUCAAUGAAGCAGCCACAGACUCCUGCUCCACCGCCAAAGGUGGUGCCACCUCAGUUGCCGCCGAAGAAUCGUCACAAGGAGAUGAGUCAGCAGAGACAGUCGGCACAGUCGUCCAAAGGACAGAAUUUCAGCACUCUUCAGUACCCUAGCAAGCAUCAUCAAGGCAGUACUCACACGACAUUUGGGUAUGACAAUAAAUCCCGCGAUUCAGGUGGAUACCAUGGGCAGAUGAUGCCACAGGAGAAGAAGCAUUAUGAUAGCUCUCGCAUGACGUCUUUCCAUGGCGGUGAACAGCCACCGGGCUAUCCGAUGAAGAUGUCCAAGGCUCAUCAGCAGGGAUAUCAAACCAUGCCACAUCAGCCGAAAUACCCUGUCAGUUCGGGCAAAUCUCACGGUCAUCAUCAGCAGUCGCAGUCGAGCAGGCAAGGUGGAAGCAAACGAGAUGAUCCCCCAGUGUACUAUCGCUCCCUUCAGCGUGGCGGCGCCAACACAGCCGGUGGUGCUCAUAAUGAUCUCUAUUCCGUGACGGAACUUUGAAGGUAGCUAAAAUACAGCAAUGCAUUUUAGGCGAGGCCACGCAUUGCUGCGGUCAAGGAGCGCUUGGUCAGAGAUCAUGCAGAUGGGUGGAAAUAGUGCCAUACAUUUCCAUUUUUAAUUUAUUUAUAUUCACACCCAACUAAUCAUCUCGCGAGUCUUUUUGCCCAUCUGUGAUUGCAUCCCUGGCAGCGACUGAAGAGAUUCACUCGUAUUGCUGAAUAUGUAUUUUCAUGCAAAUUCAUAGACACACACAUUGGUGGAAUUUUAUGAAUGUGCAAUAAUAUGAAAGGAUAUAUUUUCAUUUGCAGUCAAAAUUUAUAUUGAUUUAUCAAUGUCCCUAAAAACGAUUCAAAUUGGAAAGUCACAACGAAAAAUGCGUAAUCAGCCAAUAAUUUCCCUUUUUCAAAGUUUAUAUUAAUGCGAGUGAACAUUUUCAAUUGAAAAGUAAUGAAAAGAAAUAUAGCUGAAAAAGAAACUAUUGACGAAGAGAGGAAAAUGAUGAUCAUAGAAUAGUGAUGAUGUUUCUGAAAAGGUAGUGAGAAAAGUUUGAAGACAUGCGGUAUUCCUGUUCUGUAAAUAAAAGGAAUUUUAGAGAAAAUGAGAAAUUUGAAAUGAAAGAGCGUGAGAAGCAUUUUUGGGUCAAUUUUUUCGUAUAACUUUUUAAUUAGUUGAGUGUGUUCUUGAAUAAUUAACAUUUUCUCUAGACAUUUCAUGACUAAAACCGCUAAAAUAAAAACAUAAAGAAGUACAUGCAAUUCCAAAUACGAAGAGUAUUUUCCUUGAUUUUUUUUUUCCAAUUAUGCGAAAUCCAUGAGAGAAAAGACAUUAAUUUCUGUUCGAUUGCUUGAUGUUUUAUUUACUUGGAGUGUCAAUCAACAUUUUUCGUUGAUUCUAAUUUUUAAGGGGAAUUUUUUUAUAUAUAGGAAAAAAUUACAUCUCAUGUAUAGAUUUAUCUUACUAAGUUAGAAUAAUUUGUAUUAUUCAGGGAUUAAGAGCACCGUAUGAAUGAGAUUUUACUACAAUAUGACACAAUAUGUAUUAAGAUUAUAAUAUGAAAUGAUAUAAUAUAGAUAAAUUGGGUAAAUUCGUUGUGUGAUGAACAAAAAGUGGUAGAAUGAAUGUUAUUUGAAACAUUUACUUGUAUUUAUGAUGAUUUUUCCUUAUAGCAUUUCAAUGAUCAUACUUAGAAAUAGAAGUGAAAAUCUUGGAUAAGUUUUUUAGACGUUGAAGGAGAUUUUAAGAUUAAAGUAAACAUACAAAAAUAGUCUGAAUUAGCGUUAAAUGGAAAAGGUAAUAAAAAAAAAUACAGAUUGAUAAAGUAAAAAGAGAAGCAGUUCAUGUAAUAAUUAGAAGAUAAAACUAUAAAAUUCAGUGAGAUUUUUACAAUCAAUUUCGUGGUGUUUUAUGAAUAUUUAUUUUUUGAAGAAGGAGACACAGAUCAAAAUUUUCGUAAUUCACAAUAUAAGGAAAUAGUGUUAGUAAAAGAGAAUCAACUUGAGAUAAAAGGUGCCAUUUUUUUUCUUUUUGGUUAUACAAACUUUAUUUAGUUUAAUUUUGGACAGUUGUGUUAUUUGAGAAUAUAUAUAUAUUUUUUUUGUAUUCUGAAAGGUUUUAAAAUAUUCUAUCUAUAUAUAUAUAUAGUCCAAUUUUGAAAGGAAAUUAUACACCGAGAUAAGUCGUAACACUCUCUAAAAUGGGAACAUAUUUUCUAUUUGCAGUGUAUCUUAUUUAUUCUGCAGAGAAACGGAUAAUUGAUAAGUAUUCUGUAGCGAACUAAACUAUGUACUUUGUAUUAUAAAGUUCUUUUACAAUGAGAAUUAGCACAAACUUGUAUUUAUAAAUGAUGAAGAAAAAGAACUGUUACCGUCUCGAAAAUUUGCCGAUCACAUUGACGAAGUGAGAAACAUUUGAACACAUGAAUUUUUUUUCCCAACAAUUAAGAUGAAUUAAUCAUAAUUAAGUGCACCAAAACUUCUAUUAACAAAAAAAAAAGAAAUACGCCAAAGAAUAUAAAUCAAGAGAAUAUCUUUUCGACAGAAAUUCGUAGAGAAGUUUUUAGUGCUAAAUUGUGGUCGAAAAAACAAGAGAGUUUUUAUGCUUUAGCAAUACAUGUAGAAAGUAAGGGUGAAGAAAAAAUGCGAGAAAUUUACCAACUCAAUUAUUUAUAAUCAAAGGACUGCAUUUUUUAUACAAAAUCUUUUUUUAUGUUUAUUAACGGAUUUAAGUGAAGAGAUGUUUUUGAUGCAACUUGUGGGUGGCGAAUAAGAGAGAGAGAGAGGAGAAAAAAUACAACCGGAAAAAUCGAGCUCAAUUAUUUCGAACAAACAUUUUGAACGUUAAUAAAAGGGGUGAAGAUGCGUAGAGUCAAAAUGAAGUAAAAAAGAAAGAAAGUGAGAAUAUUUUGAAAGACUUAGAGAACAGAUAAAACACAUUAACGAGAAAAAUAUUGUUAUGUAAUGUAAUAAAGACAUGUUGUGUAGUCCUUAAGAGUAAUAUUCUAAUCGACAAUUUCUUCUCAAAUUUACAUGAACUUCAUUUUGACAGACCCGUUUUUGAAUUGCGGGUAACGAAAAGGAAGGUUAGAUAAAAUAAAUCCCUUUUCCCCUUCUUGAAGCAUGAAAUACCAGUAAAAAAAAUUACAUAACAUAGAAGAGAAAAAAGUAUCUAGAAUGUUUUGAUCUCUUAACUAUGACAUAGGAUGGAAAAAAGAAUGAAAUUCUGGCUGAUGUGCGGAGUGAGAAAAGCGUAAGAGUCAGUAACAUUCAGUAUUACUGGCUUGGUAAAUAUUCAUAUAAAAAAUUGAAUAGUGUUACAUUUAGCGAUAAAAGUGAAAAAAAUCCAUAUGAAAUUGAAUAAAAAUGAUUAUACAAUUAUGAUUAUGAAAAAAGUGUUAGCAUCUAAAGUAAUGGAUAUUUUUAACUGAAGUUUGUCUGUAAACACAAAAUUGAAGAAAGAAAAAUAAAUGCAAUCAUAU